AUGGUUCAUGGGAAACCAAUUCUAAAAGACGGCGCUCUUAACAAGAUGGCAGAAAUUGAAAGAGAAUGGAAGAAGCUCCAAAUCUACCAACUUCAACUCUACUUAAGGAGGGGUAUUAUGGACUACACUACCACCAAAGGUGUGGACCCCUCUACCUACAUGAAUGCUUUUUUCCUUUUCAUCAAGGAUUCUAUUCAUGUUAAUGAUACCAAGACCCAAUUGUCCGACAAAGUCCGCAAGUUGAAGAACAAAUACAAGACCAAUGCCAUCAAAGCUAAAUUGCCCUCCAAUCCCCGUAACCAACAACUCUAUGAUUUGUCCCAAACGAUCUGGGAUUUUCAAACUAAUGCUGCUAAACUUGAUACCACAAACAAUAACAAGGACGUGGUUCAUGGGAAACCAAUUCUAAAAGAGGGCGCUCUUAACAAGAUGGUAGAAAUUGAAAGAGAAUUGAAGAAGCUCCAAAUCUACCAACUUCAACUCUACUUGACAAGGAUAGUACUCGGAGAUGGAAUUAUGCUUCUCAAGAAGAUUGCAAAUGUGGCCAACGGUUAA
Molecule: messenger RNA, 555 nt
Organism: Camellia sinensis
Lineage: Eukaryota; Viridiplantae; Streptophyta; Magnoliopsida; Ericales; Theaceae
Source: RefSeq, a predicted model, not a curated record